AUGUGGGAGUGGAACCCGAUACCAGUGUCAGAGCUUUUCUUGCGGAAUCGAAUCUCCAAGCAAUUGCUGAACAAAACAGUGCUGGAGUUGAAGGCAGUGGUGAAGGCGUUGUGUUGCGGGGUUACGAACAGAGGCCUUCGGAUAAAUCAAGUGGCUACAGAGAAGAUACUUCGUUCGAGAUUUAUGUAUCGAAGCCCGACACAGAACAGGAACAUGGGCUGCGCUCAUUGGUUUGUCGGUUGUGUAAUCGGAUUAUCGAUGGAAGAGGUCUAG
This is a messenger RNA of Ostertagia ostertagi, 273 nucleotides long. The record is from the annotation of a GenBank genome assembly. NCBI's taxonomy places the organism in Eukaryota, Metazoa, Nematoda, Chromadorea, Rhabditida, Trichostrongylidae.